AUAUACUUCUUUUGCAAUAUUUAAUAUUGGGUAAUAACUUAAGAUAUUUGAAGGCGAAGACAAUGGUUGGUAAUAAUGUUAGGCCAAUACAAGAAGAUGAAUUUCGCUAUGUUGUAUGUAUAUUAAAGGAUAAUCCUAGAGCUAGUUGGGAGGAUAAUAUAUUGUGUUCCGGAACGCUGAUAUCGUCACAUCAUAUUUUGACAGUUGAGCACUGUUUCGCCACUGUAGAUGUACAGACAAAAGUUGUAGUGACUAUCGGCGGGCAGAAUUUCGAUAAUGGCCUUAGGCAUUACCCCACAUGGUGGGUAUCUUUUCAUCAGUGGACAGUUGGUCAAGGACAAGAGUUUCUUAGUGGCAUACACGAUAUUCUUAUAGUCAGAAUAUUCGGAAAACCACGCAACAACGAACCAUGCCUUAUGGGGUAUGUGUAUCCAGUUACCAUUAUAAAUGGAGAGGAUCUUACCGUGGUUGGGUGCACUAAAAUUAACGAUGGGGAUACUCAUACGUUACUUGCAACCGCGACAGUUCAUAUUUUAGAUCGUGCAUAUUGCCAACAAAAGGUUUCUAAUGAUUAUGGAUAUCCCAUUAUUGUCGAUGAACAAUAUAUAUGCUCAUUUAAUGAUCCAUAUACAUUAAUUGAAUACGGGGACAGUGGCGGUCCGCUAUUACGUCAUGGUGUCCUUGUAGGAAUUAAUAUAGCAAGAUGUCCAACAAUGGAUACUGCAAUACAUCCUGCACAAGUAAAUAUCCACCUUAGUCUUCACUUAUAUCAAAAUUAUUUAUGCACUGUUAGCACAGAAUAGUGUAUUUUAUAUGUAUAAUC
Ceratosolen solmsi marchali is the source of this 823-nucleotide messenger RNA. Its product is annotated as trypsin delta/gamma-like. Lineage: Eukaryota; Metazoa; Arthropoda; Insecta; Hymenoptera; Agaonidae. The record is from RefSeq and is a predicted model, not a curated record. Gene Ontology annotation, molecular function: serine-type endopeptidase activity. The transcript has 4 exons. Gene Ontology annotation, biological process: proteolysis. Bases 63 to 803 code for a protein of 246 amino acids.